Molecule: messenger RNA, 2292 nt
Organism: Trematosphaeria pertusa
Lineage: Eukaryota; Fungi; Ascomycota; Dothideomycetes; Pleosporales; Trematosphaeriaceae
Product: AAA-domain-containing protein
Exons: 5
Coding region: 1-2292 (763 amino acids)
Biological process (GO): intra-Golgi vesicle-mediated transport; Golgi to plasma membrane protein transport; SNARE complex disassembly
Cellular component (GO): Golgi stack
Molecular function (GO): ATP binding; ATP hydrolysis activity
Source: RefSeq, a predicted model, not a curated record
AUGCCUACACGAGGGCCUCCACCAGGCGUGGGCUGCGGAAGACCUGUUCAACUUCACCCCAUUAAAAGCCCUGGAGGCAACGCCUAUGCAUUCGGCAACUUAGCUGCCGUGUCUCCACAAGAUUUCCCGCCCUCGCGGGACGGCUCUGACAUCUACAUACGGGUCAACCACAACUACGUCCUCUCCGCGCGGCCUUUCGAGGGCUGCCGUCCCGGCGAAAUUGGCUUGUCGGAUGCGCAGAGAACAUGGGCGGGCAUCUCGCUCGGUCCUCAAGACGUGGUCACUGUCGAACCUUACGAUGCGUUCGCUCAGGGCGGCCAGUCAUACCUGGGAAACAUUGAAGUUGAGGUUGGGUUUGCCACAAGGAAGACAACUGAAGUGCUGUAUGAUCAAGAAGAGCUUGGAGCGCUUUUUAAGAAGAACUUCGAGAACCAGGUCCUUGCGCCUGGAGAACAACUGCUCAUGGACGUCAAGAACAUUGUUCUCAGGUUGUCGAUACGGACUGUUCAACUCGUCGAUCUAUCCAUGGAGAAAGCGGAAUCCGCCUCUAGGGAUUCGCUUAGGGACCCUAAUGCCCGAGGUAUCCUCACACGGCACACCCAAGCCGACUUCUUCAAGGAUGCGCGAACCGACAUCAAGCUGAAGGCUUCCAGUAGGCGUCUUGCUGCUAACUCCAUUGUUCAGCCUGGGUUUAAAUUCGAAGACAUGGGCAUUGGCGGCCUAGAUACCGAAUUCAGCGCCAUUUUCCGGAGGGCAUUCGCUUCUCGCAUCUUCCCACCUAGCCUCGUGGAAAAGCUUGGUAUCCAGCACGUGCGAGGUAUUCUUCUUUUCGGUCCGCCAGGAACUGGCAAGACCUUAAUCGCACGCCAGAUUGGUAAGAUGUUGAAUGCCAGAGAGCCUAAAGUUAUUAACGGGCCUGAGGUGCUGAACAAGUACGUUGGUCAGUCCGAAGAGAAUAUCCGAAAACUCUUUGCCGAUGCAGAGAAGGAAUACAAAGAGAAGGGUGACGAGAGCGGCUUGCAUGUUAUUAUCUUUGAUGAACUGGACGCCGUCUGCAAGCAGAGAGGAUCUGGCGGAGGCAGCAGCACUGGCGUUGGUGACAGUGUCGUCAAUCAACUCCUCUCGAAACUUGACGGCGUGGAGCAGCUAAACAACAUUCUUCUCAUCGGCAUGACUAACAGAAUGGACAUGAUUGACGAAGCGCUGCUGCGUGCUGGUCGUCUUGAAGUUCACAUGGAAAUCUCCCUUCCAGAUAUGGUGGGCCGGGCUCAGAUCCUAAAGAUUCAUACAACUAAAAUGCGUGCUAACAACGUCAUCGACGGCGAUGUUAACGUUGAAGAGUUGGCCAAACUAACGAAGAAUUUUUCAGGCGCCGAAAUCAAUGGUCUAGUCAGAGCAGCCUCGUCCUUUGCUUUCAACCGCUAUAUCAAAGUUGGCACCAUGGCUUCUAUCAACCCUGACGUAGAAAAUAUAAAGGUCAACCGCCUUGACUUCCUGAAUGCACUCGAAGAGGUAAAGCCGCUAUUUGGUGCAGCAGAAGAGGAACUCGGGAAACGUCUACUCGACGGCAUCGUGCAUUUCUCUCCAUUUAUCAACGACAUACUCGGGGAAGCAAGGCUCUAUAUCAACCAGGUCCGUAAGGGCUCAACAGCAGUUCUCUCUGUUGCCCUACACGGGCCACCAGGUAGCGGCAAGACCGCACUGGCGGCGAAAAUGGCCAUCGACUCGGAAUUUCCGUUCAUUAAACUCAUAUCGCCUGAGGACAUGAUUGGCUUUAGUGAGAUGCAGAAGGUACAGCAGCUUGAUAAGACUUUCCAAGAUGCAUACAAGAGCCCUCUCAGCAUCGUUGUUAUUGACAACAUUGAAUUGCUCAUCGACUGGGUGCCCAUUGGAGCGCUCUUCAGCAAUAGGGUACUGGUGGCACUCAAAGUUCUGCUUGCGAAGCAGCCGCCCAAGGAUCGCCGCCUGUUGAUUUUCGCGACUACGACCGAGCGGUCGGUGCUUAAUCAGCUGGAUCUGUUCAGCCGGUUCGAUGCAGAGAUCGCAGUGCCAAACGUCAACACGCAAGCCGAGCUCGCGCACAUCUUACAGGGCUCGGGAGCAUUUUCAGAUCGCGAUCAGCAGCGUGCUAUCAGAGAGAUUCAGGAAUCUACAGGCAGCGCAGAGAUAGGGGUCGGCAUCAAGAAGAUCUUGACGGCCAUUAAGACGGCCAAGGAGGACCAGGACGUGCCUGGCCGCUUCGUUAGAGUCAUGUCUCAAGCUAUUGCAGCCAACAGAAGCUUGUACACGUGA